This is a messenger RNA of Olea europaea var. sylvestris, 1879 nucleotides long. RefSeq names its product probable protein phosphatase 2C 35. The record is from RefSeq and is a predicted model, not a curated record. Bases 627 to 1670 code for a protein of 347 amino acids. Gene Ontology annotation, biological process: protein dephosphorylation. The transcript is spliced from 2 exons. Gene Ontology annotation, cellular component: nucleus; cytosol. Lineage: Eukaryota; Viridiplantae; Streptophyta; Magnoliopsida; Lamiales; Oleaceae. Gene Ontology annotation, molecular function: protein serine/threonine phosphatase activity; cation binding.
AAACUCGUGAAACAAAAGCCUCUAAUUCUAACCUUUCUUUUUCAUUUGUCCCGUUAUGUAGUCAUAAUUCAUAAACCCCUUUAUCUUUUUAAUUUCCCAAAUUUCUUUUACAAAUUUUUUUCCAAGUUGUUUCCUUUCCUUUUCGAUGUUCAUGAUCUUGAUUUUCCUUCUGCGGACCCCACAAAACCCAACUCCAUAAGUUAUGCAAUUUCUAUGUUUGAUCAAAGCAAGGGUUUGAUUUCCUUUUUGGCCUAUAUGAUUUCCUUUCUGUCUCUUCAAAAUUCUCUCAAAGUUUGUUGAUUACUUUAUUCCAAUCUUGAUAUCAAAUUUUUUUGGUUACUAGAAAAUAAAAGAAAACCCCUUUUUGUUUGAGAUUACAAAGCCUCAUCAUUUGGCAAUCAAAAUUGCAUUCCAAGAAACCACUUUUUGUGGGUUUUUUUGGAAAUCCAUUUCGAAAAUCAACUAAAUGUGGAAUAUGAAGAAAUCCAAUAUGACUAUCGUCGUUAAGAGUUACAUCUUUUUGUGGGUGUGGUUCUAAAUCCCUACGUUUCUCUCAGAACUUUCGACGAACAUUUUGUGGGUAUUGUGAGCGUUUCUUUGUUGAUAUCUUCAAAUUACAUUGGAAAAUGGGGUGUGUUCAUGGGAAGUGUUGUAUCAGUUUUCCUAAAUCCUCAAGUGGUGAUGACAAGGAAGAAUUGGAUGUAUUUAGGGGUAAGAAUACGUAUAUACUUGCUAACAGUUCUUUAGAGGUUGUGGAUGUUCCUUCACAAAAUUACAGGUUAGAGUAUUCCAUGCUUACGCACCGUGGGUAUUAUCCUGAAACCCCUGAAAAGGACAAUCAAGAUAGUUAUUGUAUUAGAACAAAGAUUCAAGGCAACCCGGAUGCACAUUUCUUUGGUGUGUUUGAUGGGCAUGGACAGUUUGGCUCACAGUGCUCGAAUUUCGUCAAGGAUAGGCUGGUGGAAAUUUUGUCGAAUGAUGCUACAUUAUUUGAUGAUCCUGUUAAGGCCUAUAAAGCUGCAUUUUUGUCAACAAAUGAUGAACUUCACAGUAGUGAUAUAGAUGAUUCCAUGAGUGGUACAACGGCUAUUACAGCUUUGGUCAUCGGGGAUGGACUAUACGUAGCAAAUGUGGGUGAUUCUCGAGCAGUGAUUGCUAUCAAGGACGGAAACAGAGUUCUUGCUAAAGAUCUGUCAUAUGACCAAACGCCAUUCAGGAAAGAUGAAUGUGAGCGGGUGAAGCUUUUUGGGGCUCGAGUUCUGAGCGUUGAUCAAGUGGAAGGGCUUAAGGAUCCAGGAAUUCAGUCUUGGGGGGAUGAGGAAACUCAGGGGGGUGAUCCACCAAGGUUGUGGGUGCAAAAUGGGAUGUAUCCUGGAACUGCAUUUACACGAAGUAUUGGAGAUAGCACGGCUGAGAAGAUUGGUGUGGUUGCUGAUCCAGAGGUGUUAACAGUGCAGCUUACACCUAGCCAUCCAUUCUUUGUUGUUGCAAGUGAUGGGGUUUUUGAGUUCCUAUCCAGCCAAAAUGUGGUGGACAUGGUGACUAAGCAUGCUGAUCCCAGGGAUGCAUGUGUUUCCAUUGCCAGAGAAUCGUACAAAUUAUGGUUAGAGCACGAAAACCGGACUGACGAUAUAACUAUCAUCAUUGUACACGUUAAAGACUUGACUUGACGACAACUGUAUAAAUCAUCUGAUUCUUACUUUAGUGGUUGCUUCUCUCAUAAAAAUUCCAGUUCUCCAUUCCGUUAUAUGUAGCUUGCAGUUAUAAUCCAAAAAUGCAUACUUUGACUCCAAGGUGUUUUGUCUUGUUUUGUGCUAUGCAUUCACCACAUGAACGAUGUUUUAUAAUUAGAAUAUCAAAAGACCGGAUGCUGUUUUCC